This is a messenger RNA of Galdieria sulphuraria, 990 nucleotides long. Its product is annotated as mitochondrial protein translocase, MPT family. The record is from RefSeq and is a predicted model, not a curated record. Lineage: Eukaryota; Rhodophyta; Bangiophyceae; Galdieriales; Galdieriaceae. The coding region runs from base 137 to 367 and encodes 76 amino acids. The transcript has 2 exons.
AACCAUCCUGAGACAAACUACUCAGAGAGUACAACCACUUGAGUCCAUCGCUUUGUCACUUUAGCAACAAUUGAUUGAUUGAGCAUUUGGUAGAGGUUGGGUUUUCGGUAUAGUCUUGUUAAGAAAAAUAUUGACAAUGUCAGAGGCAAACAGCAACAGUGAGUUUCAAACUUUUAUUGAACAAGAAAACCAAAAAGCUGCCAUUCAAGCAGCCAUUUCCAAACUGACCGAGACCUGUUGGGAUAAGUGUGUUGGAAAACCUGGAAGUAAAUUAGACCGUGCGGAAAGUGAAUGUAUUGCAAACUGUGCAGAGAGAUUUCUUGAUUCUAGUUCGUUUAUUAUGCAACGGCUGAUGAAGAAACAGUAACGGGACGUCGUGAUGUUGGAGUAGCUUUAUAAAGCUAAUUGGAAUAGAGUUUCUAAGAAUGUUUUCAAUAUCGAUGAUACGUACUUGAUAGAUAUAAAAAAAUCCAAUUUUGUUAUGAAGAAAGAUCUUGCAAGUUUAUUUCAUACUUGUUCAGAAACGCAACACAUAAACUAGAGUCAUCUCCGGUUCGUGAAAGAAUCAGAGCUCGACCGACGCGAGUCACAUUUUUCGAACCUCAAUAACUUCAACCUACUGAAGCUUCUGGUCCAAGGUUGAUCUGCUCUUUCGAGGCUUCCUUCUUCGGGUCUUUUCAAACAACGAUGUAUUGAAGCUUUCGUCGUUGUCCCAUCAAGAAAUAAACCUUUUAUGAACCAUUUUAGUUGAAUAUUUACGAAGCAAUUAACAUAUCAAAGUCUCUAAGAAUAUAAUAUUUUACCAAACAGAGAUACUUUACGAUUCUUUGGUUACAUUUUGUGUCUUCAGAAUGCUAAACUGAAAAAUCGGUUCGAUCUAUUUCCUCAGAUAGAGACUUCACGUUAUUUGGUUAUCGCUUGAAAUGAAAGAUUAACUUGUUUAGCAAGUUUUGCUCAUCGGCGAAUAACUAUUCUCAAACUAUUAACGAC